GGUCCAGCCUCGCAGCGGGACGUUUUCAGCUUCAGUGCAGGAUGGAGAUUUCUUGGAGGACCUUUAACGUUUAUAUCUAACUUUUUAUACCAUGAAUUAUUUUUAGCCCAGGAAAUCAUGGGAAUCAGCUGGAAGUCGCUUGGAUAGAAGAUUUUUUUAAAUGUAUUGUUUUCACUAGUAGAGCAUUUCCUGGAAUAUUUUUUUUCUUUCAUUAAACGUGUGUUUGCAGUGUGAUGACCUUUAAACGCUUCAUGUUUGUGCUGCUCUGUGCGGCUGCCCUCACAGUUUCUGUGGUUUGUGGCAAGAAUGAGAGCAGCAACACUGACAAGUGGACUAGACAGAGUCUCCCAGGGCUGCUGGUUACCCACACUGCACCUUUACCCCCGACUUUGUUCAGAGGCCAUGAGGAGAGUGAAACAGAGGUGAGGGAGAAGAAGCUUUGUGGGAUAGAGUGCCAGAGCACCCUACCACUGAUGGACCAGGCUGAGCAAGAGAGGUUUCUGGGAUAUGAAACUGUGUAUGAAAAUGGCACACGCGUACAUACAGAUGUAAGUUUACAGUGGAUGAACAAGACGUUCGCGGGAAAACCACCAGUUUCUACCCGCAGGAAACGCCAGGUCUAUGGAGCAGAUGGACGCUUUGUGAUCACCGAUCUACGCUACAUCACCACCUAUCCCUUCUCAGCCACAGUCCGCCUCUCCACCAGUUGUUCUGGAGUCCUAGUAUCUCCGAAACAUGUGCUAACUGCAGCGCGUUGUGUGCACGAUGGCAAGGACUACCUGGAGAGCGGCAAAAGGCUUAGAGUUGGGUUGUUACAGCUCAAGCCAAAGAGAAGAUUGGGAAGGAGGAGAGGAGGGCGACAAAGAGGUGGGAAGAAACAAGAGGCUGAGAAGAAAGGUGAGGAGGAGUUAACAAUGGAAGGCGAGGAGAAGAAUAGUCUAGGAAAGAAAAAGAGACGGGGAAGUGAAGGUAGAAAACACGGAGGAAGAAAAAGAGGCUGGGAUGGAGAAUCUGAUGGUGCGAACAAGAAUUUUAAGAGAAGAGAAAGAGGGAAGCAAAAAGACAUCAGCCGUGUACGACGCAGUCUAGGACCGGGAAAGCAGCCUGUAUUUCGCUGGACUCGGGUUAAACGAACUCAUAUUCCUCAGGGAUGGAUCCUCGCCAAUCACACCGCCAAUUCUGUGUCCUCUGACUAUGAUUAUGCCCUCCUGGAACUGAAACGACCCGUCAAGCAAAAACACAUGGAUCUCGGGGUGGCACCCCAUGCCACACCACUGUCACGGAUCCACUUCUCAGGCUUCGACUCCGACAAGAGCCUGUUGGAUGGAAGUGGAGACGAAAAGGUCAUUUAUCGGUUCUGCUCAGUAGCCAAGGAGUCAAAUGAUUUGAUGUAUCAGCACUGUGAUGCGCAGCGUGGUGCGACAGGUGCCGGCAUUUACAUCCGUCUGAGACAGGAUGGGGCAUACAAGGGCGACAAAGGGAAGUGGGAGAGGAGGGUGAUCGGGGUGUUCUCGGGCCAUCAGUGGGUGCUGAUGGAGGGGGGUGAGCAGAGGGACUUCAAUGUGGCAGUGAGGAUCACACCUCCCAAAUACGCCCAGAUCUGCCAGUGGAUUCAUGGAGAUCUGAGUCUAUGUAAAGAGAUUUGAACUUGAGAUGAGAUGAGAAAGGGACAUCCAUUUUCACUUUUUAAGACAGUUAAAGAUCAGGGACACCGUGUCUGAAAUUUACAAGAAAUCGAUUUUCCAAAUUUGAGGUAAAAAAUGUGUCUUUGUAAAGUAUGAAACAGGUAUGAAUAACUUUUAAAGUUUGAUUUUUAAGGUUAGACUACAGUGCUUACAGCUUAUAAAAGUACUAUUACAAUUCCCAAAGCACUGAAACAGCUUUUAGCAUGUCUUCAAAUUGCACCUUGUCCAGACCAUCCACUUUUCAUCCUAUGCAAUUUUAUGUGCUUUUUUUAUUUUGGGUACGCUGCCAAAUCAAAGAAAACGGUUGUCAAAGAUCUUUUCCAGAGGUUUGCAAUGACAAUGACAUUUCAUUUUUCUUAUGAUGAAUAAAAAUAUAAGCAAAUUCCACAAGAAUGCAGAACUCAUUUCAUGCAAUACAUACUCUGCUAAUGUUUUAUAAAGUAUAUGUAAACUAUUGCAAUAUGGAUUCUAAUAAUGUAUUUCUUCAUGGAUGUAUGUCACAUGGCUCCUACAUUUCCCAUGAUGCACAUUCAGUGCUGCCAGUUUGCCCAUAUUGUGCUGAAUGAUGUUCGCCGUUGUCUUUCUGAAAUGAGCAAGGUGCCCCCUGAGAAAGUUUGAAUGCAGCAAAUGUUGCUUCAAAACCUGUAUAUCAUUUUGCAUUGCAAAUGUUUUAAGUUUCCUAUUCCAUGUGCACUAACCUUAGCCUGGUUUGCCAUUCUUAUACUUUUCCUCUUUAUUGCAAAGUCUGGUUGCUCUGGAUUAAAGUGUUGAUUUCCAGAGGGCAGUACCAGCCGACGCAGACGAAACUACUUCUGGGUGCCACUCCAGCCAAGAAGAGAGAGGAAGGUUUUACAACAAAAACUUGAUGAUCCAAGGUGCUACUAACAACUUUGCAGCCAUCGUAUUAGUGGAUCAUGGAUGAUUCUCUGUCAGCCAUCACAUAAAGUCUGUCCGUGCCCCAUUGCACUUGGUUUGGUUGUUUGGUAAGGCUGUGACUGGGAGAGGUAUCUGAUAGGUAUCUUCAUGGUCACGCCUGUGCAUGAUUUAAUGCAGUUGCUGCAUUUCAUAGGAGCAAGAGGUACUUGUCUGUCACGUAACCUCUGAUAUCUCUUGCCUGCCAAGUUCACUGUUGCUCUUAAAAUCCUAUUUUCUACCCAACUACUACCCGUAGGCUCCGAUUCUAAGAACAGGGGUAAAGUUACAGUAUACUCAUCACCCUCAAAAUCUGUAUGUAUAUCAAAUAAAUAAAGAUUAAAUAGGUUAGAUAAUUGUUCCCAAAUGUGUUUUAUCAUUAAGAAAACAUUUAAUGUCUUCAUUGCCAGAGCUAACUGACCGAAAUAAACUUAUUUAAGCUGAUACUGUAUCUGGAUUUUCUUUUCUUUAACAUGGUAAAAUCUUAACUCGGAUUUGUAGAUGUGGCGAGAAAACUAUUUUCGAAAACUUGUUUUUAGAGGUGAUACUGCUCCUGUUCAAAGAUUUUCAAUACAACAUAGUGUUGAUGCAAAGUCAUUAAACCUGUAAUUGGGUCUGUUCUAAAUAUGUAUGUUUUCAUGAUGUUAAGAAAAACAUGAUAUCAAACCAGUUUGACUGUUGGAAGUGUUAAACAAAUGUUUAUGUUUGUUUGUUUUUUUAAAUGUAGCUCCUACUAAUAAAAAAAAUAAAAAUCUUGAAAGUUUGUAACCCAAGUUGACAAAGCAGGAGCAAAUCUAAGUGAUCAGCCACAAGGGUUAUUCAGAUCAGCGUAAUUGUCUUUUAUUGCAUCUCAUCUGGACUCACAUGCAGGUGGGGAGAGAUGGCGAUGCCAUCCAUUAUAACAAAAGAAAAGAAGAACAAAGAGCCUUUGAAGGAAUACUUUGCAGACAUUAUUUACCCACAUUAUUUUCAUUAUGUCUUAUACUCAUCUUUAUUUUUCGUUCAA
Molecule: messenger RNA, 3603 nt
Organism: Cololabis saira (Pacific saury)
Lineage: Eukaryota; Metazoa; Chordata; Actinopteri; Beloniformes; Belonidae
Product: inactive serine protease 35-like
Exons: 2
Coding region: 234-1646 (470 amino acids)
Biological process (GO): proteolysis
Molecular function (GO): serine-type endopeptidase activity
Source: RefSeq, a predicted model, not a curated record